ACUUCGAUGUCGUCGUCGUCCACCCGAAACAGAAGGCAAAUAAGUGGACUGCAAAUAUCGAGCAUGCGACUCUCGAAGGCCUCAAAGAUUAUAUACGUAAGAUGUAUCAACCACCCGCACUUGAAAAUGAUGGGGCGGAACUCAACUUAAUAAAUGAUGGAGAGAAAUACUUCCCUCAUAAUGAUCAAGACCUUCGUGAGAUGCUCCGCAUGUUCGUAUCAAAGAACAAUAUCAAGUUUACCAUGUUCAUAGAAACGCCCUCAAAAGCUUUCUCGGAUUGGUUUUUCCCAAAAUACAAAGACUUGGAAAAUGAUUCUUCCCGGGUAAUACAUCGAAAUCUUAUAACCAAGCGUCUCAAGUCCAUUUCAAUCAGUGGGAACGAAGCAUCAAAAUCACAGACCCAAUGGGUAUGGCCCAGUCGAUUUUGCAAUAGACUUACUCCAAACCACAAAAACGGUUGGCGUGACAGAAGGGAUGAGGAUUUUUACAAGGGUAUUGCUCAGAAUGCCGUGCAACUUGAAUCAGCUUUAUCAAACCGUAAGUGUAAAGCAAGUGAGAUGGAAGAUGAGAAGCCAUCGUUUAAGCUAUCAAAACCGGUUACUGUUGUGUACGAUGAUGAAGAUUUGCAAGCUAAGGUGGGAAAGGUUCUCGGUCAUAUUGCAUGGUUGUUAGAGGAGGCACAGAAGCCGGAUUCUGAUUCUCAAAGUGAAGAAAGGGUAAUAAAAAAACAUAGGUCAUCGAGCAAUCUUACCGGAAAGUCAGAUAAAUAG
This is a messenger RNA of Racocetra persica, 770 nucleotides long. NCBI's taxonomy places the organism in Eukaryota, Fungi, Glomeromycota, Glomeromycetes, Diversisporales, Gigasporaceae. The record is from the annotation of a GenBank genome assembly.